This is a messenger RNA of Felis catus (domestic cat), 1689 nucleotides long. RefSeq lists its product as uncharacterized. The transcript has 8 exons. Bases 217 to 1560 code for a protein of 447 amino acids. The record is from RefSeq and is a predicted model, not a curated record. NCBI's taxonomy places the organism in Eukaryota, Metazoa, Chordata, Mammalia, Carnivora, Felidae.
GGCCCCUGGCCACGCUGAAGGAGGCUUACCUGGAGGUCACGCUGCGGCCCCUGGACGAGGUGUGGCAGGAGAGGGCCGAGUCCGCCAUGCGGUGGUUGCGGGCCCUGGGGCCCAGGCCCAUCGGAGCCGCCUUGGAGCUGGCCAUACGCCAGAUGCUGUCUUGGGCCGAAGCCACUUUGUCACAGGCUCUGAGGAGGCUCUGCAAGCCUUUGCUGGAUGUGUACAGCUUCUCGGCCAGGGGACGAGCCCCUGGCUGUGGCCCGGGUGACCGGCUACCUGGUGGAGAAGCUGGUGCUGCCCUUCCGCGAGCUGUACGGGACCAACGUGCUGGCCGCGUACUACCGGCUCAAACACCGCCUGCUGCAGAGCCCCCAUGAGUACCAUGCUGUGGUGGCCGGGGCCAGGCACGUGGUGACCUUCGAUGGCCAGGUAUGGAGCCUGGGUGUCCACUGUGGGAGCCUGCUGCUGGCCAAGGACUUUGCUCACAACACGUUCUCGUUGACGCUGAACCGGGCCGGUUCAGGGCUCAUGUCCGUGUCAGUGCAGCUGAACCACACUUCCCUGGUGUUCUACCCCGGCCUGAAGACCUACAGGCUGUACGAGUCCUCCGAGCCCAGGCAGAGCUGUCUGCACCGAGAUCUGCCCCCUCCUGAGACGAGGAGGGAUGUGCCCAGAGUCAAGCUGGCCAGUGAGAACGGCGUCUCUAUCACCUGUGACGUUCGGGCCGGCCUCUGCAGCGUCACUCUGGGCCUCUGGCUCCACGGUGGGUCUGGGCCCCAGCUGGGGGCCUCCGGGUCCGUGGGGUCGGCUGUGCGACUACCACAGCAGGUGUCCAAGGCCAAUGCGGCCAAUCCCUGGCCAGGGGUGCACUCGCUGUCCUUGAGAGGCUGGGGGCCAGGUUCCCCAGGAGCCCCUCCCGCUGCUGCUUCCUGGGGGGCUCCCAACCUGAGCAGGCACGAGAGGAGCCGUUGCCGUGGCUUGGCACAUGAGGGCUUCCCUCCCUCCGUUUCCUUUCUCCUCUCCCUCUGGGGAAGGGUCGGAGCCAGGGUGGGGCGUGGGAGUCGGGUGGAGGGUCCGGCCCCCCCGGGAACCCUGGCCAGGCUCGCCCACGUCCCCCUUUCCCAUAGGCGUGUCUGCCGGCCUCCUGGGCACCAACGACAACGAGGCCGCCAACGAGCUGAUGCUGCCGGACGGCACCCUGGCCCACAGCCUGGAGGAGCUCGGCCUCGCCUGGCAGGGCCAUGGAGAAAACUCACGAGUGCCCCCGACAGAGCCCCACCUGCCGGGCCUUCUUCCAGGACCCCCGUUCCUGCCUGGGGAACUGCUUCAGUGUGGUGGACCCCACCCCCUUUCUCAGCCUGUGCUCCCAGGACACCUGUGGCACCCAGGAGCUCUUUCCUGCCUGCAACCUGGCUGCCGCCUACAUCCACCUGUGUGCCCGCGGCUUCGUGCCCCUGGACCCUCCUCCACGGUGUGUUGGAGAGUUUGCCUAAGCCAACACUAGGCUGCCAAAGAUUUCACACCCGUCACCCCCUCAGCUCGGCCAAGAUUCUUGGCUGAACAGAACCAUCACAACGAAAUGCCAGGAGGCACAGAGAUCACACUGGGUCCAGAUACAGCCAAGGGGGGGAUCAUCGUCCAUGAUUUCAGAAUCCUUCCAUGGACAAUAAAGUUCACAAUUGGUCUGGA